Momordica charantia (bitter melon) is the source of this 1934-nucleotide messenger RNA. RefSeq names its product SAD1/UNC-84 domain protein 1 (gene SUN1). Gene Ontology annotation, molecular function: protein-membrane adaptor activity. The record is from RefSeq and is a predicted model, not a curated record. Gene Ontology annotation, cellular component: nuclear envelope. Lineage: Eukaryota; Viridiplantae; Streptophyta; Magnoliopsida; Cucurbitales; Cucurbitaceae.
AUGCGUCGGUUAAAUUUAAUGGUCUGUUUGGCUCUCGAUUUUCUCGAUUCGGGAAAUCAAAUUCUGCCGCUGUAUCGUCCUUUCUCCCUCCGAAAAUUCUCUGCUUUUCCUCAGAAAAUUCAAAAUCUCAGUGCUCUCUCUUCCCUUUCUCUGCUUUUAUGUUCGUACGUUUUUCAAAUUUGAUCUUCACUGUUAGGGCUUUUGCAUUUCUGGAUCUUUUCGGCUGUCGGAAUCGUGACAAUUGUCCAGAGAAAUGUCGGCUUCGACCGUGUCGAUAACGGCGAAUCCGGCGGCGCGGAGGAGGCCGGUUUUGGCGACGGAGAAGAAGGGGGGUAGUAUCGAAUUGUUGGCCGCUGAUGUCGCGAACCCUCUUUCGAAUGCUGCUGCAACCGCUGGGACUGGUGGAGCCGCCGAUGACAAGGUCGCCGUCGGAAAUGGUAGGGAUAUGAGCCAUCACUCGAUUAGGGGAGAGGCUGUUCUUGAGCGCUCCUCUAGGGAUCCACUUCAGAUCAAGAAAGCCGUCGCGAAUUCCACCAUUUCCCCGCGGCGGAGUAGAAAGGUCCUUACGAAGCCGGAGAAGCCUCGAUGGCUCACCAUCCUUAGCGUCUUUACCAAGAAUUUUGUUCUUUUGUUGGUUCUUCUGGGGUUGGUUCAAAUGAUUAGGAGGUUAGCCCUAAAGUCUGGGGAAGGAGCGGUGGGAAAUCAGAUGGGGUUUUCGGAAGUCGAGGGGCGGAUUGCGGAAGUUGAAGCGUUCUUAAAGACCACCACUAAGAUGAUCCAGGUGCAGGUGGAGGUCGUCGAUCGCAAGAUCGAGAACGAGGUUGGGGGAUUAAGAAGGGAAGUUGACAAGAAGAUUGAGAAGAAAACUGCUGACCUUGAGAGCGGUUUGAAGAUGCUGCAGACCAAGGGGGAGGACUUGGAAAGGUCUUUGAGCGAGUUAAGGGCUGUGGAUUGGUUGUCAAAGCAAGAAUUUGAUAAGAUUUAUGAGGACUUGAAGAGGGCAAAGAGUGGUGAAUUUGAUGAUCGAUAUGCAAGUUUGGAUGAUAUAAGGGUCUAUGCAAGGGAGAUGAUUGAGAGGGAGAUUGAGAAGCAUGCAGCCGAUGGGCUUGGUAGGGUGGAUUAUGCUCUUGCUUCUGGUGGGGCUAUGGUUGUAAAGCAUUCGGAGCCCUAUAUAGGUAGGACAAGUAGUAGUUGGUUUCCGAAAAGUGCGAGGAAUGGGGUUCACAAUGAUGCUGAUAAGAUGCUGAAACCGAGUUUUGGGGAGCCCGGGCAGUGCUUCCCCUUGAAAGGAAGUACUGGGUUUGUUCAAAUUAGGCUACGGAGUGCAAUCGUUCCAGAAGCUAUUACUUUAGAACACGUUGCCAAGAGUGUAGCAUUUGAUAGAUCAAGUGCGCCCAAGGAUUGCAGGGUAUCUGGGUGGUUUGAAGGGCAUGGUGCUGAUGCCUCAGCAAAUGCUGAUAAGAUGUUCCAUUUGGCCGAGUUUACUUACGACCUCGAGAAGAGCAAUGCUCAGACCUUCAACGUGGUGGAGACAGCUGGCUCUGGUCUCGUCAACAUGAUCCGAUUCGAUUUCUCAUCCAACCAUGGGGGCCCGUCGCAUACUUGCAUCUAUCGCUUGAGGGUUCACGGACACGAACCAUAUUCUGUUUCUAUGAUGGCAAUGCAGUCAUGAUGGAUGGGAUGGCCAACUAGCCAGCCCGCUUGUAUUGGUUACCAGUUUGUAUUAUCCUUGUAACUGUUAAAUUCCCUGUUCUUAUUCUUUAUUUUAGAACAAUAGCCCUUUACACUUAGAAUCUUCUUUUGGUUAGUGGGCACAAAUGUUGUUCUCUACUUUUAACUUCAUCUUCUUUGUUUUUCCUUGGGCCAUUGUAAACAGAUGGAAUUUCGGGUUAUGAAUUUUUUGACUGUGCAGGCAAGGCAUGUCGAUUCGUAAA